GGUAACUAAAUAUUAUUACCUCCAACUUGCAAAGUAAUUUAUAUACUUAUAAAAUGAAUCAGAUGAGUGAAGAUUCAGUUAAAGUUGCUGUUCGUAUUCGUCCAUUAGUAAAAACUGAAAUUGAACGAGGUUGUCAAACAUGUUUAGAUGUGGUUCCUGGUGAGCCACAAAUAAUUGUAUGUAAUACAGCUAAAACUUUUACAUUUAAUUAUGUAUUUUCAUCUGACGUUAGUCAAGAAGAAUUUUAUGAUACUGCUAUUAAAGAUAUGAUAAAAAAUAUUUUUCAAGGCUAUAAUGUUACUAUAUUAGCUUAUGGUCAAACAGGUAGUGGUAAAACUCAUUCAAUGGGUACAAAUUAUAUUGAAAAAGAAGAUAUGGGUAUUAUACCACGAGCAGUACAUGAUAUAUUUAAUAUAAUUUCAUCAAAAGAAGAUUGGAAUUUUAAAAUUACAGUUUCAUUUAUGGAACUUUAUCAAGAACAAUUAUAUGAUUUAUUAACUGAUAAACAACGAAGUCAAUCUAUUGUUGAUAUUAGAGAUGAUGGUAAAAAUAUAAAGAUUACUGGACUAGUGGAGAAAGAAGUUACAAAUGCAAUACAAGCAUUAAAUUGUUUAACACAAGGAUCUUUAGGACGUGCAACAGGUGCAACUGCAAUGAAUGCAAACAGUAGUCGAAGUCACGCAAUAUUUACUUUAUGCAUAUAUCAACAUCAAAAAGAUGAUCUCAAUACAGCAACAACUGCAAAGUUUCAUUUAGUAGAUUUAGCUGGAUCUGAACGUAGUAAAAAGACUCAAGCAACUGGUGAAAGAUUUAAAGAAGGAGUUAAUAUAAAUAAAGGUUUAUUGGCAUUGGGAAAUGUUAUUUCUCAAUUAGGUGAAGGUGGUUCUGCAACAUAUGUUGGUUAUAGAGAUAGUAAACUGACAAGAUUGUUGCAAGAUUCUUUGGGUGGUAAUUCCAUAACUCUCAUGAUAGCAUGUGUUAGCCCAGCAGAUUAUAAUUUAGAUGAAACUUUGAGUACAUUAAGGUAUGCAGAUAGAGCAUGUAAAAUAAAGAAUAAACCUAUAGUAAAUCAAGACCCAAAGAUUUCAGAAAUAAAUCGCUUAAAUAAAUUAGUACAAGAAUUAAAAGUUGCUUUAGUGGAUCAUGAAAUUAAAAUUUCUUGUCCAAUUGAACAUCAAGAACUUGAAGCAAAAAAUCAAUGUUUGCAAAAAAAAAUAAGAGAUUUAACAGAAAAGUUAAAUAGUAACUUAAUUGAAGCUGUAACUAUGCAUGAGAGAGCAGAAUUAGCUGAGCAAGCAAGAGAAAAAAUUCAGACUGAUAUGAUAAAGAUAUUAGAAGAAUGUAAAGAACUUUUAAAUGAUCUUGAUAAAAAUCUUGAAAAGCAUGAAUAUCGUACAAGAUUAGAAGUUUUGUAUUUAAAAAUUCUUGAUAUUCAAAAUGAUCAGAAAAAGACAUCAGAAGAACUUAUAAAUUAUGGAAUAACGUCCGUUAAUGCAAAUACAUUUACAAUAAAUCACGAAGAAAAUAUAGAACAUGUAUCUACGGAGGAAAUAUGUUCUCCAGAUAGUUUAGAUGAUUUUGAUGAAAAACAAGAAGAACAUACUUUGCUUCAAGUGAAGAACAAUGAAGUACAAAAUAUCAAUAAGGAGCUUGCUAUUAAGGAAAGUCUUAUAUGUCAGCUUUUAAAAAACUCAUCUCAAAUCGUCGAUUAUUCUAAAGUACAAGAAAUGGAGCAGGAAAUAAAAGCACUUCAGGCAGAAAAGGAAGAACUUUUACAAGCACUACAAAAUGUACAAACAAAUAAUGUUAGCUCAAAAUUGGCAGAAAGUAGACGUAAAAAGGUACAAGAAUUAGAAAAGAAGAUAACAGAAUUAAGACGGAAGGUAACAGAACAAGAUAAAAUAGUCAAAAUGAAAGAUAAACAAGAUCAACAAAUAAAAAAUCUAACAAAUGAAAUGCAAUUAUUAAAACAAACAAGAGUGAAAUUAAUUAGACAAAUGCGCAAUGAAUCUGAUAAAUUUACAAAAUGGAAAGAAUCAAAGAACAAAGAAUUAAACAGAUUAAAAGAUCAAAAUAGAAAACAAGUAAACGAAGUGACACGUUUAAAAAUGUGGCAUAAUAAACAAGAGAUUGUAUUUAAAAGAAAAAUGGAAGAAGCUUUUGCUGUUAAUAAAAGAUUAAAAGAAGCACUCGAUUCAAAAAAAACAAUUAUGAGAAAAGAAAAAAUGAAUAGUACUAACACUGAAAAAAUCAAAAGUUGGUUGACUCAGGAAAUAGAAAUAUUAAUAAGCACUAUUGAUGCAGAAUAUUCUCUUGAAAAACUAAUGCAAGAUAGAGCAUCAUUAACAUCUAUGUUAGAAAGAUUUAAAAAUAGUAAUGAUAUAAAUGAAACAAAAAUUGCUAAACUUAAUGAAUUUUUAAAUUUACGUAAUACACAAAUUACUGAUCUUCAACAAAAAGUAAUUGAAUCUGAUCAAGAAAAUAGAUCACAUCUAAGGUGGCAAAAAAUACAUUCGAUAGAAGAAGCAAAAAUUACUUUGAAAUUAUUAUUUAAAUAUAUUGAAGAGGAUAGAAGAAAGCAAUGUAUAAAAGAAUCUGAAUUUAUGGAAAAGUAUGAAUUGUUGCAAGCACAGAUGGAUGAAUAUUAUGGCAUUAGGCAGAAAGAAGAAUGCAUGCAAAAGCAACUUGUACUAAAUGAUACACAUAAUAUUGAAGAAUAUGAAAAUAAAGAUAACAAUAAAUUAAGAGAAGAAUUGGAGUUUUACAAAGAAAAAUGUCAAAAGCUUGAACAAACACUGUCAAAUAAAAUACAAAAUAAAGAAAAUAUGAAACCAAAAACAGUAAGAAAAGUAGAGAUAGAAGAGUUUCCUUUAACAGAUGAUAGUAUUAAUGAAGAGGAUGAUGAUAUUGAAAAAGAUCCAGAUUGGAAACGAACGCCACUUUACAAUCGCGUACAAAGUCUUAUAAAUACAACGAGAAAUUUGCCAUUUGAAGAUAUGUCACUGAAAGAAACAUUAAAUGGUGAUAUAAAAUGUAAUUGUAAAACAACUUGUGCUACACGUAUUUGCAAAUGUCGUAAAAGAAAAGCUAUAUGUGGCAAUAAUUGUAAAUGUACUUUAGAACAUUGUCAAAAUAGAGAUAAAAAAAAUUUGAAUCGUACAUUAUUUGUGGAAAAUAUAGAAGAAGAAAGAGAAAAAUGUGAUGAAUUUGUCAAAAAGCCAAGAUUGCUGGAUUAAUUGUAAUGUUAUCAGCAUCAUCGAUGUCAACAAUAGUGUACUAUAUUAAAACUGGACAAAAGUACAAAUUAAAAAAAAUAUAUUUUGUAUCAUAAUUUUUCAAAAAUAUUUUACAAACAGAAAGCAAUAUUUUCUGACUAUUGGAUAUUGAUUAAAUUUUAUAGUUAUAAGGAAUUAUAUAGCUAAUAUUAAUUAUACAUAAAUUUAAUAAUCAUUAUUUAAUUGUAUACUUAAGUAAUAUGACAAUAAAAUUUUAUACUUUGUAACAAAA
Molecule: messenger RNA, 3507 nt
Organism: Apis florea (little honeybee)
Lineage: Eukaryota; Metazoa; Arthropoda; Insecta; Hymenoptera; Apidae
Gene: Klp3A
Product: kinesin-like protein 3A
Biological process (GO): microtubule-based movement; spindle elongation; mitotic spindle organization
Cellular component (GO): microtubule associated complex
Molecular function (GO): microtubule motor activity; microtubule binding; ATP binding
Source: RefSeq, a predicted model, not a curated record